Messenger RNA from Oryza sativa Japonica Group (Japanese rice), 2000 nucleotides. Its product is annotated as protein ALTERED XYLOGLUCAN 9. The record is from RefSeq and is a predicted model, not a curated record. Lineage: Eukaryota; Viridiplantae; Streptophyta; Magnoliopsida; Poales; Poaceae.
GACUUUCAAAACUUAAAUUUACCGCUGAUAACACCAGAAUUCAAAUAUGGGUAAAGGCAUCUGGAUUUGACCAUCUCAAAUUGUUUAUCAGGAUUCUCCCUAAACGAAGCAGGAGGGAACAGCAGUGAUUAAUGGAACAGAAGUCAUCCAUCCAUCCACUGAUCCCCACCUUCUCUCUCCCCGAAGCAAUCGAAAUCGGCGCGGUGUGAAACCAACCACGCCGGUGGAUCCACGGCGGCGCGCGCACCCCCGCCACCGACGAUUGCCGGCGACGCGCCGACGCCGGGAGGGAGGGAGGGAGGGAGGGAGGGAGACCCCGCACCUGCCGCUUGCCGCUCCGCUGUUCCCAUCCCGCUCCCACCUCGCCGCCCGCCUCCCCCCACCAACCUCUCCUCUCCCCUACUUCUCGCUUCCGCUCCACGCCUCGCUGCCUGCCGCUCCACCGAUCGCUCGCUCGCUUCCCGCGAUCUCGCCUCCGAGAGCAGAUCUGGUGGCGGGGCGUCGGGCCCCGUCGGCCGAUGGUUUCCGCCGCGGCGCAGGCGGGCGUGGUCGCCGCGUGCGUCGUGCUGUUCGUCCCCAUGGGGCUCGCCGGGUGGCACCUCAGCCGGAACAAGGUGCUCUUCUUCUCCGGGGCGCUGUUCGUCUCGCUCGCCGUCGGGGUACACCUCUCGCCUUACCUCCCUUCCCUCCCGCACCUCCUCCUCGCCGCAUCCUUCCACCCCCAUCCCAUCUCGUCGUCGUCGUCGUCUUCGGCCGCCUCCUCCUCGUGCGUGCCUCUCCUGCACCGCGUGUCAUGGGCGGACGCGGGUGGGGAAUCGGGCGUCGGUAGGGCGUGGGCGUGGCCGCCGUCGCUGGCGUCGACCUGCGGCCUCGCGCGGCUGUCGCGGGACGACGCGUCGCUGCUGCUGAAUGGGUCGUGGGUGAUGGUGGCCGGGGACUCGCAGGCGAGGUUGCUGGUGCUCGCGCUGCUCCGCCUCCUGCUCGACCCGGCCGCCGCGGCGGCCGCGGAGCCGGAGCUGUUCCGCCGCCACAGCGACUACCGCGCCACCGUCCCUGCGAGGGGGAUCUCCGUCGAUUUCGUCUGGGCGCCCUUCGAGAGCAACCUCACGCGGCUGCUCCACGAGGAUCUCCGCCUCGCGCCGCGCACACCGGACGUGCUCGUCCUCGGAUCCGGCCUCUGGCACAUGCUCCACGUCACGGACGCCGCUCGCUACGGCGACGCAUUGGCGUCCGUCGUCGAUGCGGCGAAGUCGCUCCGGUCGCCGCUCCCCGUGCCGCCGCCGCACAUGUUCUGGCUCGGCCUGCCGCUGCUGGUGAACCACAUGCUCAACACUGAUGCCAAGAAAGUACACAUGAACGACACCAUUCUGCAAGCCUACGACCUUGAGGUCGAGCAGAGGGGGCUCUUGCAGCGCGACGGUGGCCCGUUCCUACUGCUUGAUGUAGGAAAGCUCUCCCGGGGGUGUGGGCAGCAAUGCACGGCUGAUGGAAUGCAUUAUGACGGCGAUGUGUAUGAUGCGGUCUUGCACAUCAUGCUCAAUGCAUUGGUGAUCGAGUCACAACAGAGGAUUUGAUUGAUUGGGUUCUUGAAGCAGGUGUGUUCUCACACCCUGUUCUUUUGGUCCAGUAUAAUACAGGGGUAAGUAGGAAUUGUUGUGAAUUAGGGGUGUUCUUUUGAUCGCUUCAACAUUUUGGUCGCUUGCCAGAAUCCAUAGUUGGAUUCCUCAACCUUAGAAUGUAAUUUAAGGGAAUCUUAGAACAACACUCUUUUUCUCCUUUUCUUUUUGGGCUAAAUGGCAAGCCGAGCUGUUGUGUUGUAUACUGUUUCUAGGUAACAACUGAAAAUGAUGAUUCGAAAAUGUAGGAGAGGAAACAUUCUGGAAUGCUAAAAACUAGUCAUCCUUUUUGUUUGCAGCUGGAGAUAUUCUGUGUUACAAACACACAAAUGUUUUCUGAAUCAUGUCUAUUGCUGCUAUGACAUGUUCAGUGUUUCUUUUUGG